This is a messenger RNA of Prorocentrum cordatum, 2543 nucleotides long. The record is from the annotation of a GenBank genome assembly. NCBI's taxonomy places the organism in Eukaryota, Dinophyceae, Prorocentrales, Prorocentraceae.
AUAUGCUGACCAUUGUGCUCAUCGACCUCUUGCAGCUCCACCCCAGGCUGCGGAAGCUGUUCCACUAUGAGGCGGGGGCAAUCUCGAAGCCCGAGGGCUGGGAAGACGAGGCCGUGCUGAAAGAGGCCAGUUCCAUGCCGCUCACUUCCGAAGCCGCGGUGCACGUCUCAAAUGUGCGGAAAGUCUACGGUCCGGUGGGGCUCAACAAGUGCUGCGGCAGCAUGAGGAGUGCCCUCCACGCGGUCAAGGGUGUGAACUUUGGGAUGAGGUAUGGGGAGGUUUUUGGUCUGCUUGGCACUAAUGGUGCUGGCAAAAGCACGAUGUUCAACAUGAUCGCAGGCCACUUCUCGCCCACAGAAGGCGCCAUCACCGUGGCCGGCCUUGACAUGAGCACAGGCGCUGGUUCUCGCAGGGCGCGGACGCGGACGGGUUACUGCCCCCAGGACAACGCAUUGCUGGAGAUGAUGACGACCCGCGAGCACUUGUUCUUCUACUCGAACCUGAAGGGGGUGCCGUCUGCCGCCAUCCCCAAGGUGGUCGAGGCGAAGCUGGAGCAGCUUGGCCUCGCGAGUUUCGCGGACAACUACGCCGCGAACCUGUCGGGCGGCAACAAGCGGAAGCUGAUGGUCGCGUGCGCACUGAUCGGUGACCCUCCGAUCAUCUUGGCCGACGAGCCAUCGGCAGGAAUGGACCCGGUGGCGCGGCGCUUCAUGUGGGGCGUGCUCCAGAACGUGUCAGCUCGGCGGAAACGCAGCAGCGUGCUCCUGUCCACGCACUCCAUGGAGGAGUGUGAGGCUCUCUGCGCCCGGUCCGCCAUCAUGGUCAACGGGGUCUUCCGGACCAUCGGGUCCAACCGGGAGAUCCGUGCACGCUACGGCGGCGCCUACGAGCUCAUGUGCAAGGUCAGCCGGCCGACCGAUGCGCAGUUGGAGGCUCUUACGUCGAAGUGGGGGCAGCCCGAGGACGCACGGCUGGGCAAGCGAUGGGCGGCUGAGGCGAUGAAGGACAAUGAGUUCAUCGUGGCUGCCCUAGACGGGCCGAGCAGCCCCUUCGUCGACGCCAGCGCCGCCGUCGCCCCCAAGGUUUUGGCGGAGUGGUGGAUCAAUACAGCCCGCUUCCAGAACCUCCAUGCCUUCGUGCCCAGCAUGUGCUACAGUGCUGAGAUCGUCGAGUGGCAAGGCCCCAUGUCCCAGUACAAGAUCUGGAGCCAUAGCAGCCUUGGGGACCUCUUCACCCAAAUGGAGGAGAGAAAGGAUUCACUGGAGGUCACGGAGUACUCGCUGUCCGCAACGACGUUGGAGCAGAUCUUCAACAGCUUCGCCCGUCAGCAGGAGGGGCAGGACAGGCUUGAGGCAAGCGAGCAGCAGCCGGCUCACGCUGCGCACGAUCUCAGUCGUUUCCUGGCGAUUGCGCGGGGCAAAGCUAAGGUGGUCCCCGUUGCUGGGCCUACCGCCGACAUGAUCACCGCCAUGACGAAGCCUUUGGAUGGCCAGCACGUCUCGAUCUUCGUGGUGGACAACUCCAAACUGAAAGCAGUCACACCAGGACACGGACUGGGCUACCGCACCGCGAAGGACCUGGGCGCCAUGGCCAGCGCCGAGGCGUUCGUGGGCGCGGCAUGGGGCUCCACAGUGCAGGGCGUGGAGACCGGGGACGGUUGGCUUCAGGUCGGCCAGUGGUAUCUGCCGCUCAAGGUACAGGACGUCGCGGUCGUCGUGCCCAGGUACACGCUCGGCGACAGCGCGGCUACCGCCCCCUCCGCGCAGGUCAUCGGCGCGCCGGCGUCAGCGUAGGUGUGAAGUGAUCUCGCUCCGCGCGUGUAGUCCGCUGCGCGCAAUGGCUGCCGAUUUCCGGCACGGCGCAAUCUGAGGUACGCAUAACCUUCACGGGUGUAGGGGCCCCAUAAAAACUGUCCGGGGGCUUGGAGGCAGAUCAAGCUGUCGCCGUCCCCGUCAUUCCUCAUCCUCCUCCCUCCCUCGUUUCCGUUUUUCUGCUCUCUCUUCCUUUUCUUCCCCUCCCCUCCUCUCUCAUUCUUCCCUGGUCCUCCUACCGUAGCGUUGGCUCGGCUAGCAUUGGCUCGGCAGCGAUGACGCGGUGCGGCGUUUGCUCUGCAGACCGCCGGCAACGGUGCAGGUGGUGAGGGGAGGUGUUCGGGGUGGGGGGGUGCUGACAGUCGGUCGCAGUGAAUAAGAACUAGUUGCGCACGAUGAUUGCGAGCUGCAGCGAGACAGGGCUCUGCGAAGACGCCUCCCUGCUCUCUCGGAGCGCCGCUUCACUUGCCUGGGUCUCCGCUGCGCGCCGCCGACAGCCCCCCCACCGCCUCCGCAUCUAUAUUUUUCGAUUCGCGAUCUGCGGCCACGGCCAGCCCAACCUGGGCAAUGACCACAUCGAGUCUGGCAGUUCGAGGGCUCACCCUUGGCGAAACAGCCAUCGUCAGGAGUGGUUUCCCUCUUCUCAGCGUCCUGUCGUUUUGUUGAAUGGUCUUCCCCUCUCCCCGGAAGACCCCGCCUGGACCCCUUCUGGAGCUGGCGGCAUGGGGCGGG